Molecule: messenger RNA, 1155 nt
Organism: Desarmillaria tabescens
Lineage: Eukaryota; Fungi; Basidiomycota; Agaricomycetes; Agaricales; Physalacriaceae
Product: vacuolar sorting protein DID4
Exons: 5
Coding region: 31-774 (247 amino acids)
Biological process (GO): late endosome to vacuole transport; protein transport; endosome transport via multivesicular body sorting pathway
Cellular component (GO): multivesicular body; ESCRT III complex
Source: RefSeq, a predicted model, not a curated record
CGGCAUUCGUCUUCUACCUUCACCGCCACCAUGAACAUCAUCGAAACGCUCUUCGGUCGGACUGUCACGCCUGCUGAACGAUUGCGACAGCAUCAACGCGCCCUCGCCAAGGCACAGCGUGAGCUCGACCGGGAACGCACCAAGCUCGAACAAAGUGAGAAGAAAUUGAUAAUGGACAUAAAGAAGAGCGCAAAGGCCGGCCAAAUGAAUGCCUGCAAAGUAAUGGCCAAGGACCUCGUCAGGACCCGACGGUACACUCACAAGUUCUAUCAAAUGCGCACUCAGCUCCAGGCCGUCAGCCUGCGAAUACAAACACUGCGAAGUAACGAACAGAUGGCGAGCGCGAUGAGGGGUGCUACUCGUGCGAUGGCUUCCAUGAACCGUGGCCUCAAUCUACCAGCUAUUCAGCGAAUCAUGAAUGAGUUCGAGAAGGAGAGCUCAAUGAUGGACAUGAAAGAGGAAAUGAUGUCCGACGCAGUCGACGACGUGAUGGACGACGAGGCUGAAGAUGAAGAGGAGGAAGGCGACAAGAUUCUGAAAGAAGUAUUAGACGAGAUCGGUGUCAAUCUGUCGCAGCAGCUCACUGAUGCUCCCACCGGUAUCGCUGUAUCAACUCCCGUGGCAAGUAAGCAGCCUGUAGCUCUGGGAGAAUCCAGCGUAGCGCCAACACGAGGCAACGACAACAGCAAUACUGGUGGCGAUACCUCUGGCGGUGGAGCAGUAUCUGAUGAGGAUGCCUUACAAGCACGGCUGGAUGCUUUGCGACGGGGCUAGACGUAGACUGCUGAUCUCAUUUUGUAUAUUAUCGGCCUACCCAUACGGGUGUAUACUAUGGCAGUACGGUGCCUAUACCUUCAGAGAAACAAUGGCACGAGCUUCCUGCGCAGUCAGUUUCCAAGAUAUGCCAGAUCCAUUGUAGAAUUCGUCAACGUCUUCCUCCUGUAGCACUGUUUAGAAAACUAGCACCAUAGAAACGUAGGUCGCGUACAUUAUCCAGGUUCAACAAAGUAGACAUUUGUUGUAAACGAACAAAUUUCUCUCUGGCGUCGCCAAACGCGGUCUGCGAUGACAGAUAUGUGGUGAUGGACCGCAGGUCCCUGUCAAACCGAAUAGCACCCAACUGUAGCCGUUCAGUUACAAAUCCUUGUCACUACA